UCCCGAGCAGAAAGCGGGGCAGGAUCGCGGGCACUGCACGAACCGAGGGGCGGAUUUCGCGCGGCUGUGUUUUUCAAUGCGAAACGGAGGAAACACGCCGAAACCUUCACCACCACCGAGGCGCCUUUUCUGCUCGUCGUUUUCGCACCUUGGUCUUCAGCGAACGUUCGGGAAGCACAGCGCGCGCGGUGUGCGGUCUUGUUGUUUUGGUUCGAGAAACAAAAGCGGAAAAAAAAGACGGGGAAAGGUGUUUGUACGGGACUCAAGACGGCGCGGCAUGAACGCCCGCUCACCGGCCCUGUUUUGGGUGAGACGGGAGCGCUCGGUUUAACCGCGACAUGCACCGAUAAACAAAGAGGCGGCUACUUUCGUGUCCGUUAACUCGCCCUCAGAUUGAACUCUUAAAAAAGACGGACCGAGGGAUACGGCUACGGUGGUAGCGGCUCGGUCUCUGGAGCUGGUGUGUGUGUAAGAACAUUAAAAAAAAGAAAUCCACGAUGAUGCCCUCGCUUGCCGUCCGGAUCCUUGUUCUCGGCUUGUGCGUGCGCGGCGCCGCGGCUCAGGCAGCGUCCACUCCGGCCGUGUGCGCGCCCGCGUGCCGCUGCGACGGAGACGGAGGCGCUGACUGCUCCGGGAGAGGACUGAGCUCCGUGCCCAGCGGCCUCAGCGCCUUCACCUACUACCUUGACCUCAGCAUGAACAACAUCACAGAGCUGCCUGCGAACGUAUUCAAGAACCUGCCGUACCUGGAGGAACUGAGAUUAGCGGGUAACGAUCUUACUUUCAUCCACCCUGAAGCUCUGUCUGGACUCCACCAGCUCAAAGUUCUCAUGCUUCAGAAUAACCAGCUGAAGACGGUUCCCAGUGCUGCUCUGAAAAACCUUCAUGCUCUGCAGUCUCUGCGCUUGGAUGCCAACCACAUCACAGUGGUGCCCGAGGACAGUUUCCAGGGCUUGCAGCAGCUCAGACACCUGUGGCUGGAUGAUAACAGUCUGACCGAGGUUCCAGUCGUUCCUCUGCAGCAUCAGGGGAACCUGCAGGCGCUCACGCUGGCUCUCAACCGCAUCGGCCACAUCCCGGACAGCGCCUUCGCUAACCUCUCCAGCCUGGUGGUGCUGCAUCUGCACAAUAACAGGAUUGAGGAGAUUGGGAAGAACUGUUUCAGUGGCCUGGAUAACUUAGAAACACUAGAUCUGAACUACAACAACCUCAAAACCUUCCCCGAAGCCAUCCAGACUCUCCCCAAGCUGAAAGAGCUUGGCUUUCACAGUAAUAACAUUGCCGUCAUACCUGAAGGAGCUUUUUAUAAGAAUCCACUGCUACGCACCAUUCAUCUCUAUGACAACCCUCUCUCCUUCGUGGGAAGGUCGGCUUUCCAGAACCUAUCAGACCUGCACUCACUGAUGCUGCGUGGUGCUAAUAUGAUGCAGGACUUCCCCAGUCUGCGUGGAACAGGGAAUCUCGAGAGCCUCACCCUGACAGGCACCAAGAUCAGAGCCGUACCUGCAGAUCUGUGUGAGGAUCUCUCAGUUCUCCGGACUUUAGAUCUUUCCUACAACGAGAUUGAAGAGCUGCCUUCCUUUCAGGGUUGUGUGAGUCUUCAGGACAUAACCCUGCAGCAGAACCGCAUCCAGCAGAUCGAGCGCGACACCUUCCUCGGCCUGACUAACCUCCGAGUCCUAGACCUGAGCAGAAACGAGCUGAAGUUCAUCCACCCAGACGCCUUCCACUCUCUCAGCGCUCUGACCAGCCUGGAUCUGAGCACCAAUCUUCUAGCCAGUGUCCCCACAACCGGACUGAAUGCUCUGAACCAGCUCAAGCUGACAGGCAACAUGAACAUGAGAAGUAGCCUGAGUGCUGUCGGCCUCCCAAAGCUCAGGUCUAUAUCAGUGCCGUAUGCAUAUCAAUGCUGUGCUUUCAUUGCCUGUGAUGGCACACUGAGCUCCCCGGAAAGAGAGGACAGGAGGAAAGGCAUUGAUGAAGAGAUGGAGAGGCCAGCCCUGCUCAUGCAUUGUUCUCCUUCCCCAGGUGCGUUUAAGCCGUGCGCCCACCUGCUUGGCAGCUGGAUGAUUCGACUGACCAUAUGGUUCAUCUGCCUGGUGGCUCUCCUGUUUAACUGCCUCGUCCUGGCUGCAACACUUUCUCCACGCAGCUGCCCGCUCUCACCCACCCGCCUGCUCGUGAGCAUCCUGGCAGCGUCCAACCUGCUGACAGGUUUCUACGUGACUGCACUGGUAGUACUGGAUGCUGCCACCUGGGGUUCCUUCGCAUCCUAUGGCGUUUGGUGGGAGACGAGUGUCGGGUGCCAGGCGCUCAGUGUGCUGGCUGUGUUCUCGUCUGAGUGGGCCGUCUUAGUGUUGCCUCUGGCUGCUGUGGAGCGCAGCCUGGCUGUCCGGGCGCUGAUGGGUAAAGCGGGAGCACUGAGGAGCUGUGACAGGAGGGGUCAGAGAAGGAAGUUUGGACUGGCUGCAGGACUUCUGGGUGUACUGGCAGCUGGGGUGGCAUUUUUAAGCCUGUAUCAAGGAGCAGUAGAGGGUUCUCCACUGUGCCUGCCCUUCUCUGGAGGUUUGGCACCUGGGCUGGGUGUGACGGUGGCGCUGGUGUUGCUGAACACACUUGCAUACCUGUUGAGUGCCGUGAUAUACACAAAGCUCUACUGCGGUCUGGGCCGGGCACAGCUUGCCGAUCCAGAGCAGGCAGGUUCUGUGAGACACGUUGCAUGGCUAAUUUUUACCAACUGCAUUUUCUUCUGCCCUGUUGCAGCCUUCUCCUUCGCCCCACUGUUGACCGGAACAGGCACUGCAGCCGGAAGCCCGGAUAUGGCAAAAUCAGUCACAUUGAUCUUCUUUCCUCUGUCUGCUUGCCUCAACCCGGUGCUGUACGUCUGCUUCAGCCCUGCUUUCCGGCAUGACUGGCUCCGCCUGAGGGGGCGAAUCAGACUCGGGAGAGGUGGGAAAGCUAUCGGGACCGAUUCAGGGGGCAUCAGCGGAACGGGUGAAGGCGGAGUUUCAAGUGAACUAGGCUACGAAUGUGGCAUGUGCGAACGCUGCGAGGCAGCUCUUCUAGCCAGAGCAUCUUCAUCAUCUGCCUCAUCAUCGUCCUCCUCCUCUUGCACUUGCAGACAUUUAGUGAAGUGGCACAGUUGCCCGGCGCUAACAGCGGGCGAGGUUCCGUGCUCGCGUUCCGACGGUGACUGGGCCGACUGCGGCACACUUUCAGCGCACUCAGAAUACGCAGACGAAGGAGAUUCGUUUGUAUCGGACAGCUCGGAGCAGGCACAAGCAUGCGGACGCGCCUGUUUCUGCCAGAGUCGUGGCUUACCUUUAGUGCAUUACUCUUACAACGUGCCCAGCAUUAAAGACUGAGAAUGAGUCACUGCACACACACACACACACUCACACACUCGCACUUUCACACUUUCGCUCAUUCACUACAGAGUGUCUGCUCACAUGGCACACACACACAAGCACAUUAGGCAGGGAACACUGGCCGAUUUGAGACACGCCCUGGAGCCCGAGACAUUCGACUGGUCAGGAAGCACUUUUCUUUUUUUUUUUCAAACAAAUCAGUGUGUGUGUGUGUGCGCACACAUGUGAAGCGAUGCUGACGCCUCGUCAGUAACUAAAAAGGGAAACUGACAAUACGGAAAAGACUCACUGAGCCAAAUGUCAGCAGGACUUGAUUUGCUUUCUGUUUUUUUCUUCAUGUCUGCAUGGCUGCAGUGAGCUGUCUGACUUCCCUAAUCCUUAAAGAACACAAAGCCGAGUGCUACUGCCCGCCCCUCACUCUUCGACAGAACUUCAGUUUGCAAAGAUUUUUGUUAAGCAGGGAUAAAUGUCUGCAAGCUGAGAAUAUUUUUCUUUUUUGUCAUGAUUUUGUUCUUCACUGUUGGCAUUCCUUGUUCUAUUGACCUCAGCGUGUGACGGAAGUGUGGGAUCUUUUUCCCAUGUAGCUGCAUUCAUGUACGUGUUUGUCAUGGAGAAUGUAACAUAACAGAAACAUUUGAAGAGUGAGUCUAUUUUUACUGCCUCUUUUCUUGGAAAUUCUGCUAAUAUUUAGCACUGGCCAGCCGCCAUUCCCUCACACUGUUCAGUCCAUCUUGUGCUUCGACGGAGCCUUCGGGGUGAAAUAGCGUUUCGAAGGCACAAAAGAUCGGACGUCAAAUCCAGUUCUGUUCGUCGCUCUCUCUCUCUCUCUCUCUCUCUCUCUCUCUCUCUCUCGGCUGUAGCAGACGUCGUUUUUGACAUUAGCAAUGGCUUUAUCCUACACAUAGUGCCCUAAUUUAUAAACAUGAAAUGUAUGUAAAAUUGUCUCAAUUAUAGUGAUGUAAAUAAUUCAGAGGUUAUGGUACUGUAUACGACACACAAUUGGACCUGUUCCUGUUUUAGCAUUCUCUCAUCAUGUAGAUGGAAACUCAGGCCCUGAUUUACUGAAAGGAUAAAAAUCACAUUUAUAUGUCUGGUAAAUAUGGAAUAUAAAAUCAAAAUAUUUUGUACCGGGGGUGCGCUGCAAUCGGAAAAUAAUCCGAUUCUUUAUCAAUAAUGCAUGCCUAGAAGUGUUUUAUUCCUCAGAUCCAUAUCAUCAGUUUAUUUAAAAUCGUUUAUUCAUGUCAUCAUUUGAACCAAUUUUAGUUAUUUUAAAUACUGUGGAACAUCCAUGAGACAUCCUGAUUGUCUGUUAUCACACAUGUUAUAGCAGCUAGAAACAGUCACCAGCAUCUCUGUUGAUGUCAAUAAGGCAAGAAAACACAGCUUGUGCUCCGACACACUGAAGAAUCCUGCCAUAAAUGUAAAAAAAAAAAAACACAUCUGGGUACAGAAAACUGCACUAUAAGCGUGAUCUACAGGUUUGUCAGUGUGAACAUGGCCUCCAUAGAGAAUUUAUUUUAAAAGAAUCAUUAUUUUACAAAAGCACAUCCUUUCAUUUUUAUUAUUGAUAACCACAGCAUCGACUUUUUCAUAUUGCAUUUCAUCCCUGUAAUGUUUCUAACCGUGGACUCCAUGUUUCAGAGCAUGAUCGUUAAAUGACGCGACACUUCCGGAUUUUUAUACUGGCAUCAUUACAAUAAUCUUAUAAACACCAUAUUUACUUCCACCGCUUACAUGUCCAAAGAGCAAACAA
Molecule: messenger RNA, 5121 nt
Organism: Hemibagrus wyckioides
Lineage: Eukaryota; Metazoa; Chordata; Actinopteri; Siluriformes; Bagridae
Gene: lgr4
Product: leucine-rich repeat containing G protein-coupled receptor 4
Exons: 18
Coding region: 498-3365 (955 amino acids)
Biological process (GO): G protein-coupled receptor signaling pathway
Cellular component (GO): membrane
Molecular function (GO): protein-hormone receptor activity; protein binding; G protein-coupled receptor activity
Source: RefSeq, a predicted model, not a curated record